CACUAACUCCUACUUUGAGUUGGAACGCGUGAGGUGUGUGUAUUCUCUGAUUGUAGGGCACUGAGUAGACACAUGGUUGCUCAUUUGUAAGUGAGAUCCCACUUGAGAGAGUCAGUGACAAAGAAAUAAAGAGAGAGAGGGGCAAAACAAGAGGAAAAGUUGCCAGCACCAGUACAAGAGAGAAAGAAAUAAAGAAAAAAAGAAACAGGGAGAGACUAUAAAGCAUUUCCACCUCCAGUACAAUGGAAGACUGUGCUGUGACCUUCUGGAUUUACAUCGGAGUCAUGUCCAUCUUUGUUGGUGGAGCAGUGAAGAAGUUUCUGGCAUCCCAUAUGGGUGCCAUGCCCUCGGUGGUGGCAUGGCUGGGUGCCACUCUGCUCCUGGAGAGACUGUGUGCCUUGUGCAUGCCCGCUGUACUAGCAAGGUUGUUCCUCUGUGUCUCCUGCUGGCUGUACUUUUCAUGGGCCACCCCCAAACCAUCCCUGCCAGUGGAGGGCAAGGCAGUCUUCAUCACAGGUUGUGAUUCAGGGUUCGGUAAUGCUACAGCAAAACAUUUGGAUGCAUUGGGGUUUGAAGUAUUUGCAACUGUAUUAAACCUCGAAGGUGAGGGAGCCAAAUACUUGCACAGGGUCUGUUCAUCACGACUUACUCUCCUGCAGGUGGACAUCACCCAACCCCAGCAGGUACAACAAGCCCUGCUCGACACCAAGGCCAAGCUUGGCAUGAGAGAUUUGUGGGGGCUUGUAAAUAACGCUGGAUGGUGUGUGAAUAUUGGGGAUGUUGAGCUCUCCCUCAUGUCCAACUUCAGAGGAUGCAUGGAGGUUAACUUCUUUGGAACGCUCACUGUUACCAAGACCUUUCUACCACUUUUGAGAAAGGCUAAAGGCCGGAUUGUGACAAUAUCCAGCCCUUCAGGAGAGCAUCCCUUUCCUUGUCUGGCAUCAUAUGGGGCUUCAAAAGCAGCUUUGAAUCUUUUAAUCAACACUCUUCGUCAUGAGCUCAAACCAUGGGGCGUCAAAGUCGCCACCAUCUUACCCUCUGCCUUUAAGACAGGUCAGAGCAGUAACACAGAAUACUGGGAAAAACAGUUCAAGCACCUGAUCCAGAAUUUGCCCCCAAGCCUUCUUGAAGAAUAUGGGGAAGAAUACCUACUGGAGAUCAAGGAAAACUUCCAGAGUCAUGCCAAGUCAGCGAGAGAGGAUCUGAGCCCUGUAAUUGACACCAUUGUGGACGCACUUCUUUCUCCCAAGCCCCAGGUGCGCUAUUAUGCCGGGCCAGGUUUAACACUCAUGUACUUAAUCUGCAGCUACUUCCCUUUGAGCCUCGGUGACAAGUUCCUCCAGAAACUGUUUGUAAAGAAGACAGUGGCGCCUCGUGCCCUACAGAAACAGUACAACCUAAGCCUCAACAACAAUAACAACUGCAUAAAUUAUAACAUGAAUAACAGUAACAACAACAUCAGCUUCACAAAGAUUAUUGAUUAGUUUAGGUAAAGCACAGUGUAAAUCCUUUAGCACCACUAAUGUGAUCUGUUUAUAGUCAUUUGUUUUCUUUGUAUAUACUUUAUGCUUAUCUUUUUUUUUUUUCUUUUUUUUUCUUGUACAAUAUUGUGAAAUAUUUUGAGGGAUCACUGAAUUGCACCAAAUCAUCUAUGGAAUGCCCAGUACCUAAAAUUGACACUCUUUAGCUCCAUGAAGUAAAUAAACUAUUAUAAUAAUAAUAAUAAUAAUAAUAAUAGUAGUACAAAUAAUAAUAACAAUAGUAAUAAAUCUAUCAUGCCCAUUGGCCAUAAUUAUUGUCAAUACAAGUUCUCAAGUGUGGCCAAAUUAAACAGAUAUUGUAUACACUAGUUUAUGUAUUUUGCAGAAUGCAUACAUUCUAGGUGUUUACUAUGGAGACAUGGGUCACCUUUCAACAUCAUAGAUUUGUAGAGAGACAGUUACAGUAUAUGUCUAGUGAGAAAUCUUAAAUUAGCCACUGUUACUAAGACAUGUAGUAUGCAAUCAUUAACUGAAACACUUAUGGCUUUUCUGAAUUACUGCACUGAGUGGCUAGUUGUAAUGUUACGUGAUCAGGCCAUGGUUAGAUUGGGUUGUAGUGCAGCAUCAAGUAAAUAUAGUGGGUGGCAUUUUGUAUUGUUGUUGUUUAUUUGUUUGUUUUUUAGUAACCAAUUGACUCAAAUGGUUUCUAAAGUCAGGUUUUUAAAUAUACUUAAAAAGCCUUUUUAUGUAUUUUACUCCAUAGUUUUGCAUUUGUUAUUUCUGUUGAUGAUUUAUCUGUCACUUUUUUCUUUUACUUUUUGGUUUUUGUUUGUUUUUUUAUUUGGCAUGUUAGUGCCAUUUUCCUAAAUCACUUAAACUGUGAAUUUUAUACAAACAUGAAAAACCAGUCAAUUGUUCACUUGAUCAUUCUUACCGUUUAUUAAAGCAUAAUCUCUUUUUAGCUUGUCAAAGAUCUUUGUGAAUGCUAAGUGACCUCUGAUUGCUUAACUGAAACCCAGCCACCCAGUUAUACUGUGGUAAUUAGCAUUUGGCUAAAGCUAUGGUAAUUGCAAAAUUCAGUUUGUUAAAUGAAGCCAGUGCCUUACAAGCAGGGGCAGACUGGCCGUAGGGAGAACCGAGACUUUUCUAAGUGUGCCGAACAGGCAGCAAAAUGUCAACUACCACCUACUCCCCCCUCGCUCAACAACUUUUGGUCAAUUUAUAUGUAUAUACAUAUAAUAAAUCAAAUAUAUCAAAUGUUAUAUACAGUAUAUACAUACAUAUAGGAUUUGCAUUUAAAUAUAAGUUUACAGUAUAUACUGUUUAUCUGUAACAUGUCUAAAAUAGUAAGUAGGCAUGCCUGUGUUCAGUGCCAAGCCCCCAUGCCACCACAAGAUGGCUAUGACUCCUGUAUAUCAUGUCUUGUUAUUGAACAUGAGUGGCAAAGCCGUAAACAGCUAGAAAGUUGCAUUAACUGCUUUAUCCUCUCAGCUCAUGCAAGGGACAGUUUUUUAGACACAAAUGCACUGGUUCUUCCACCAGUGCUCCCCAGCCAAAGCGUGCCAGGCAAGAUGUAGCUGCCACAGUUGCUGCCUUGGCACAACAGGUUAACAACCUUGCUUCCCACCUCGAGAGCUCGAGUUUGGCAGCUGCUGUGGUGCAUCAGGAUAAUCCUUACGCUAGCCCAGGGUUAUCAGCACCAGAUGUGUCUGAAGCUGAUUGUGGUUCCAUCACUACUUUUCCAGAUGUGUUGGGGAAUAAUGCCCCUAUGGACUUUUCUCUUUUUUCAGAGACCAUGCCUGAGCAAAGUAUUGAUAGUAUUGAGGUUGCAGAGGAUAAUUCAGAGGAUUUGGCUUCUCAGUCACAGGACACCCAUCCACUGAGAUCCCUGAUUGAGAGAGCAGUUGAAGCCUAGAAUAUUCCUCCAGUCUCUGUCACAUCUGCUGCUCCAUCUCGGUUUGAUAUGGCUGAUUUGUCAGUACAGUCUAGGCCCUUUUUCUCUCCCCUCCUACCUGAUUUUUACAUGGUGACAUUGCUAAAACAGCUUGCCUGGCUAACACAGGUGUUGCAUCAGCUGUUGCAAGGUCUCAAUGAAUCACUGAGCCCAGAGAAAAUAGCUGAACACAGCUGUUUCUUCUACCUUAUUGUGGAUGUCAAAAUGGCAAGCAAGCACAGUGGGCAGAUCAAUGGCUCCCUUGUGGACAGAAAGGCAACACCUAUAGCUCUCUCAGUCCAAGCUGCACCCAGCAGACUGCAAGUAUUUGUUUGAGCUUCCUGUAGUACCUUCAGCAAUGUUUGGGCCUUGUGCUCUUGAGACGCUGCAGUGAGUAUGUGAGGCUCAUGCAUGUGCACAGGAAAUGAGGGGAUUUCUCCCCAGUUCAAUACAGACCCUGGCAGGUGUUGAGAGAAAUUGGUCAAGAUACGGUCAUACUCACAAUGAGGGCCAGAAAUCAGGUGGCGUAGACUCAGGAGACCCGAGACUUCAGUUGGAGGCCAGUAGGUGGCACCGGGUUCAUAGAAUCCAUGUCACAUGCCACAGGUGGUGUCAUAGUCCCAUCCAUAUGUAUUCUGGAGGAGAGAUAGUCUCUCACUCAGAGAACCAAGUUUACAAUAUAACCCUACAUUCCCCUCUGGCUGUACAGCAUGAAUAUAAUUCUAAUAUCAAUUAGAUAUAUGCAAUAGGCUACUAGUCAUGUGUUAAACAGAGUCUGUGUUUGACAGUGUUAGAAGACGAAUGGAGCAGGACAUGUGUCUUUCCACUCCUUCACAUCCUGUAUCACCCCUCAUCAGGUGUUAGUUUCACUAAAUAGUCAUCUACUCACAGAUUUGUUAACUGUACCCUCUUUUUUGCAUUUUUGCAAUUUUUGGUGACACAUUUGUAUAUCGUUCCUUUAACACUGUAAAGUUUGCAUAUGAAAGAAUUUAUUUUUUUUUACAUGAGACUGUUUUAGUAUCAUUAGACAAAUAUAUAAAAAAGA
Molecule: messenger RNA, 4459 nt
Organism: Xyrauchen texanus (razorback sucker)
Lineage: Eukaryota; Metazoa; Chordata; Actinopteri; Cypriniformes; Catostomidae
Product: 11-beta-hydroxysteroid dehydrogenase type 2-like
Exons: 5
Coding region: 243-1484 (413 amino acids)
Molecular function (GO): oxidoreductase activity
Source: RefSeq, a predicted model, not a curated record